ACAGUUUUCUUAGCCCCUUAGACUCUCUAUCCCUUACAAUAUCUGGACGCAAGAAACUUCCGAAUAGGAAAAGGAAGAUAAUAAACGCGGACCUUUGUCCUCCAAGACGCUAUGUGCCAGCAGGAAAAUAUCGCUCUAAUGUUCCUGCGUCUCUCCCCAGCUUCGUCUCAGUUAGGGGAAAGAUGACCAUCUGCGCCCGAAUUAGGUAUUACACAUGUCACAGACUCAUUGCAGCUGUCGUCAUCUCAUGUCUGGUAACGACAUCAGUGCUUCUUGUGCCUCUUGUGAGUCUACUUUCCAGGAGCAUCGAUGCCAGCCAGGUGAAGUACGGUUACAAGCUCACCUACAAGACCUGGCUCGAUCACCUGUGCCCACGCAGUCAGAUCAGAAAUGCCCCUGCACAGCAACUGAAGUGGGAGCCUCCUUCAGCGCAGACCAUCUUCUUCAUGCAGACGUCUUGUGCCAACGCGCUCACCGCUCGAGAGGCUUGUGCAGUGGAGAGCUUCGCGCACCAUCAUCCUGAUCGUCCCAUUCUUCUUCUCAUGACGUCAUUGACCAUCAACCAUACCAACCCCGUCAUGCAGACGUUGCUCCAGCUGCCUAAUUUUCGAGCUGCUUACCUGGAUCUCGACGUCGUGUUCAGCGAGGAGCCCCUUCGCACCUGGCACAGAGACAAGAACUGGCUCUUCGUCGAAAAACGGGCGGGCAUGGCACUGAGCGACGCCAGUAGAUCGGAGAUCCUGCGUCGGUACGGAGGCACGUACACGGACCUGGACGCCAUCGCGCUGCGUCCUCUGCCGAAUGGCACGAACUGGCUUGCAGAAUUUUAUGGCGGUCGGGUAACCGCGGCCCUGUCCAGCUUCUUGCCAGGACACAGCCUCUUCCAAAGAGUGGUGGAUGCAAUACCACGGGUGUUCGACCCGUAUGCAUGUUGUUCCAUUGGACCCGACCUGGUCACUGCCGAGAUGCGACACCUGUGUCCAGACACUUUCAGCAGCAUCGUUACGGAGGACCUGCAAGGACCCGCCGUCUGCAGUGACAUCACAGUGCUUCCUAUCAGCAACUUCUAUCCUAUAAACUACGAAAUGGGACCUCGCGGAUUUUCGCAGUUGCUUCGAUCAGGAACUGGCCAGGAGUUCCUGAAGAACACGAAUGCUUACUCACUCCAUCUGUUUAGCUCGCUUACUGCCAGAGACGUGCUAUAUCUCGGUGGGGGCUCUAUUUUGGAGGAAGUGGCAAAGAAAUACUGCCCGAAAGUGUUUAAAAUUCAGCGAAGUAUCAGUGAUGUAAUAUAAAUAAGCCAUGAUCGAAACACGCUGAUCAAUAUUGCACUGAAUGAAAUCAGGACGAAUUGUUUAGUCCUAUCAGUGAAUAACAAUAAUGUAUUUCCGAAUCAGUAAACCACUAAAUUCUCUUUUAGAUUGUUUUCAAAUUUUGUAUGCUUGUUUCUUAGACGUUGUCAAUACACCCUUUGCAGCUGUAGU
Messenger RNA from Penaeus vannamei (Pacific white shrimp), 1484 nucleotides. RefSeq names its product alpha-1,4-N-acetylglucosaminyltransferase. The record is from RefSeq and is a predicted model, not a curated record. Gene Ontology annotation, molecular function: hexosyltransferase activity. Lineage: Eukaryota; Metazoa; Arthropoda; Malacostraca; Decapoda; Penaeidae. Gene Ontology annotation, biological process: glycosphingolipid biosynthetic process.